Molecule: messenger RNA, 759 nt
Organism: Dioscorea cayenensis subsp. rotundata (Guinea yam)
Lineage: Eukaryota; Viridiplantae; Streptophyta; Magnoliopsida; Dioscoreales; Dioscoreaceae
Product: secreted RxLR effector protein 161-like
Exons: 1
Coding region: 1-759 (252 amino acids)
Source: RefSeq, a predicted model, not a curated record
AUGACUGGAAUGGCUGAUUGCAACUCAUGUAAAACUCCUAUGGUGCAAAGACUCAAGUUGCACAAGAAGAGUGAGGAUUCAGUACUUGUUGAUGCUACCUUCUACCAUAGUAUUAUUAGCAGUCUGAGAUACUUGGUGAACAUGAGGCCGGACAUGGCAUACGCCGUCGGCAUUAUGAGUCGGUUCAUGGAGAAGCCGACCUCCCAACACUUGACUGUGGUGAAACAAAUAAUGAGGUAUAUACGCGGCACACUUGAUCUUGGUUGCUAUUAUACAAGAACAAAGAAGGGGGCAUCAAAGCUGGUUGGGUAUAGUGAUAGCUACCUCACCGGCGAUGUCGAUGACCAAAAGAGCACCACUAGAGUCGCCUACUUUAUUGGUGGAAACCUGGUUACAUGGGUUUCUCAAAAACAAAAGGUGAUGGCAUUGUCUUUGUGUGAGGCUAAAUAUGUAGCAGCCAUAACCGCAGCUUGUCAAGGCAUUUGGCUCAACCGUUUGCUAGCUGAUAGGAGAGGACAAGCAGAAGAAGAAGUAGUUCUCAAAGUGGAUAACAAAUCAGCAAUAUCACUUUGCAAGAACCUAGUUCAUCAUGAUCGAAGCAAACAUAUUAACACACAUUAUCAUUUUAUUCGGGAGUGCGUCGAGAAUGGGAAGAUAGUAGUGGACUAUGUCACAACUGAAGAGCAGCUUGCUGAUAUUCUGACGAAGUUGCUCGGUCGAGUGAAAUUCCUGGAGAUGCGUCACAAAAUUGAGUUGUGA